ACCGACCAUCUCCACAUCACUUGUUGUCUGCAAACCACGAUGCCGCACGGCUGCCUCCGAAAUUCAAAACCGGUCCUGAUGGUCCUGGUGCUGGCGCUCGGUUUUGCCGCAGCCAAACCAGCGCUUGCCCGCAGCAUCUCCUCGGCUCACCGCAACCCAGCCCUUGCUGUCCAGGAUCUAUCUGGCCACGAGUCCGGACCAACCCUCGGCGACACCAUUGCCGGGCAACACAGCAUCGAGGACUGCAAUGCACUGGAUCCACGACCGGCUCCGCCGAGCAGCGUUCAUGAUUUGCGUCCGGACGACAUCCGGGUCGUGGCGGCCCUGGGCGAUAGCAUUACGGCUGGCUUUGGGGCCAAGGGACGCACAUCCAAGAGCCCGAUAUCGCUCAAGACGAUCUAUGAAAACAGAGGAGUAUCGUUUUUCAUCGGAGGCGAUCCGGAUGCCAAAACAGUGAGCCGGUUCAUCCAACACUAUCGGCCGUCGCUGGUGGGAUACAGCCAUGGCGACCACCUUGCUGAGCUUUGCUAUGGACCGCUCUGUCCACCAUAUCAAUACCAUCGCCCAAACGACGAGCUCAAUGCGGCGCAGAGUGGUGCCAUGGUGAUGAAUCUGCAUCAGGAGCUCGACCACCUUAUCCAAGAAAUGGAGCACAAUGACGACAUUGACAUGGACCACGAUUUCAAGCUGCUCAACAUCUUCAUCGGCAGCAACGAUGCGUGCUUUGGGUGCGACUUGGCAUCGGAAACGACAUGGCUGUCGCCUGCCGUCUACGAAGAGCACAUGCGGGCUUUGCUCGGCAAGAUCCGGCGCAAGAUUCCACGAACCAUCGUCAAUAUUGUGCAGCAGUUCAACAUUUCUCAGGUCUGGGACCUGACUCACGGCAACGACUACUGCAAUCAGCUGCGUGACGAAGGACGCACAUUUGAGUGCAAAUGCGCAUUCCUGCCUCUGGAGCUUGGGCAAGUCACCCGCAAGCGCAUGGACAGCUUGGUCCAAAGCUAUAAUCGACGAUUACUCACGAUCUGGGAAGACUACCAAGCCGAGGUGCCCGACGAAGGAUUCGCCCUUGUGCUGGAUCCUGGAUUCACACAGAUCCGUCUGCGAGAAUGGCCGAUCGAAAUGCUCAGCAACGUCGACUGCUUCCAUCCGUCUGUGGCCGCCCAUGAGCUGAUGGCCGCCACCGUUUGGAACAACUUGUAUCGCAACUUUGCCAGCAAGCAGCGCCAUGCGGACCCGAGCGUUCCGAUGCCUAUAUUCUGCCCAGAAAACGAAAGCCGAAUCCAGACACGCUGAAUCCCUGUCGCUGUCGCCAGGAAGAGCCAGGAGGACAUGGAGGAAGAU
This is a messenger RNA of Polychytrium aggregatum, 1344 nucleotides long. Its product is annotated as SGNH hydrolase-type esterase domain-containing protein. Lineage: Eukaryota; Fungi; Chytridiomycota; Chytridiomycetes; Polychytriales. The transcript has 8 exons. Gene Ontology annotation, molecular function: glycerophospholipase activity. Gene Ontology annotation, biological process: phospholipid metabolic process. The record is from RefSeq and is a predicted model, not a curated record. The coding region runs from base 40 to 1296 and encodes 418 amino acids.